AUGAAUGCAUUAGUGGCAACCAACAGGAACUUCAAGCUGGCAGCUAGGCUGUUGCGGUUGGACUCAAAGCUUGAGAAAAGUUUGCUUAUUCCAUUCAGAGAAAUCAAGGUUGAAUGUACCAUACCUAAAGAUGAUGGCACUUUGGCAUCUUUUGUUGGGUUCAGGGUUCAGCAUGACAAUGCCAGAGGUCCUAUGAAAGGGGGAAUCAGAUAUCACCCAGAGGUUGAUCCAGAUGAAGUCAAUGCAUUAGCACAACUUAUGACAUGGAAGACAGCAGUGGCAAACAUUCCCUAUGGUGGGGCUAAAGGUGGAAUAGGAUGUAAUCCAGGGGAGUUAAGUGUGUCUGAGCUAGAACGGCUUACCCGGGUGUUCACUCAAAAGAUACAUGAUCUGAUAGGAGUUCACACAGACGUUCCAGCUCCUGAUAUGGGAACUGGUCCACAGACUAUGGCGUGGAUACUGGAUGAGUACUCCAAAUUCCAUGGCUACUCACCUGCUGUUGUUACUGGAAAACCAAUUGAUCUUGGUGGAUCUCUAGGCAGAGAUGCUGCCACUGGACGAGGAGUGCUCUUUGCAACAGAAGCCUUGCUUAAUGAGCAUGGGAAGACCAUAUCAGGGCAACGAUUUGUCAUACAGGGUUUCGGAAAUGUGGGUGCCUGGGCUGCGCAACUAAUCAGUGAGCAGGGUGGCAAGGUUGUAGCCGUAAGUGACAUAACUGGAGCUGUAAAGAACAGCAAAGGGAUUGAUAUUCCAAGCCUACUCAAACAUGCCAAGGAACACAAAGGUGUGAAAGGAUUCCAUGGUGUGGAUCCCAUUGAUCCCAAGUCAAUACUAGUUGAAGACUGUGACAUUCUCAUACCAGCAGCACUUGGAGGUGUCAUCAACAGGGAGAAUGCAAAUGAUAUUAAAGCCAAAUUCAUUAUUGAAGCUGCCAACCAUCCAACUGACCCUGAAGCUGAUGAGAUUUUGUCGAAGAAAGGUGUUGUUAUUCUUCCAGACAUAUAUGCUAACUCAGGAGGCGUUACUGUUAGUUACUUCGAGUGGGUGCAGAACAUCCAAGGAUUCUUGUGGGAUGAAGAGAAGGUGAACAGUGAACUAAAGAAUUACAUGACCAAAGGUUUCAAAGAUGUGAAAGAGAUGUGCAAAACCCAUGAUUGUGAUCUCCGUAUGGGAGCCUUCACUCUAGGUGUUAACCGUGUUGCACGAGCUACCGUUCUUAGAGGUUGGGAAGCCUGA
Dovyalis caffra is the source of this 1236-nucleotide messenger RNA. The record is from the annotation of a GenBank genome assembly. NCBI's taxonomy places the organism in Eukaryota, Viridiplantae, Streptophyta, Magnoliopsida, Malpighiales, Salicaceae.